UCUCGACAAAACUAGCUAGCUCUCUCAAAAGGGGCUUUGAGAGUUUCCUUUUGUUUCUUAGAUUUCUCACAUUUUCUUGGAAAGUAAUUGAAAUGGUGAGAGGAAAGAUCGAGAUCAAGAAGAUCGAGAACGUGACAAGCAGGCAAGUCACAUUUUCGAAGCGAAGGAGUGGUCUCUUUAAGAAGGCUCAUGAGCUUUCUAUUCUAUGUGAUGCUCAAGUCGCAGCUAUUAUCUUCUCUCAGAAAGGAAGAUUAUAUGAAUUCGCAAGCUCCGAUAUCAAGAAGACGAUCAAGCGAUACUCAGAAUAUAAGAGAGAGUACUUUGGUGCAGAAAGUCACCCUAUAGAGCAAUACGUGCAGGGACUAAAGAAGGAAAUGGUGGCAAUGGUGAAAAAGAUUGAAGUGCUUGAAGUUCAUAACCGGAAGCUGAUGGGGCAAAGCUUGGCGUUUUGUUCGGUGAAAGAACUUCAGGAUAUAGCCAACCAGAUAGAGAAAAGCCUUCAUAUUGUUAGAUUGACAAAGGCUAAGUUAUAUGAAGAUGAGCUAAAGAAACUAAAAGCCAAGGAGGGGGAACUCAAGGACGAGAGAGUCAGGCUCUGUGGAAGGGUUGGAGAAAUGUCAAUGGGGAUGCCGUCCGGAAGCAAAGAGAAAGAGGAUGUUGAAACUGAUCUAUCUAUUGGAUUUUCGAAGAGCCGACCAUAAGAUCUAUCUUGUUCGUUAAAACCUGAUCAUUCUAUCAAUGAUCAUCUCAGUUAAUGUUAUGUAUAUUAAUAGUAUUUCAUUUACUUCUCUUUUUUUUUUUGGUAUAAACUCAAAAUAAUGUAAUGUUGUAAGAGAGUUUAAACUAUGUUUUUGUUUGUGGAUGUAAUGUAAUGUAAGCUCUCAAGUUUA
Messenger RNA from Capsella rubella, 890 nucleotides. Its product is annotated as MADS-box protein AGL72. NCBI's taxonomy places the organism in Eukaryota, Viridiplantae, Streptophyta, Magnoliopsida, Brassicales, Brassicaceae. Gene Ontology annotation, biological process: positive regulation of transcription by RNA polymerase II. The coding region runs from base 93 to 701 and encodes 202 amino acids. Gene Ontology annotation, cellular component: nucleus. The transcript has 8 exons. The record is from RefSeq and is a predicted model, not a curated record. Gene Ontology annotation, molecular function: RNA polymerase II cis-regulatory region sequence-specific DNA binding; protein dimerization activity; DNA-binding transcription factor activity, RNA polymerase II-specific.